ACAAAGUUUUCUUCGCUGCGCUUGCAUAACCUCUCUCGGAUCUAAAAUAAAUUAGAAUUACUUGAAGGGAAACAGAAAUCGGGAGUCAACCCGCCAUCUGAAGUGUACUUUAUCUGUUGUCAGUGGUCAUUGAUUUAUUGUUGACAAAAGAUCGGAUUACAUCACGAACUCUACCAAGACGCUAUCAGACGUCGUCAUAACAUCGGACACACUGCGCAUAAAAUAAUCAAUUGAUAACUGUGCUACAUUCUCACAAAACGGCUUGCUAUACACGUCAAAUAACAUUGUUUAAUGACCUUGGAAAAGGAAAUAUUCACCGUAGAAGGCAGUAUUUCAGGCUUCUUUUAGGAGAUGUCUGAGGGAAAACAGUCGAAAGAAAGAAUAUUGUGUGUAUUGUCGCGGUAAAUGCAAUGGGAGAAGAGACGUUUCAAGUUUUUGCUGCGUUGCCAACAGAAGAUGUCUGUACACUUCGCGACCUAACUACAGACAUGCAUGUGUUUCAACUCAAAUCACGCAUUGAGUUAAAAACUGGGAUUCCGGGAGAUAUUCAGCGCCUUCAUUUCAUGAAUAAAGAGCUCUACGAUGAUGCGACACUGGCAAAGGUUAACCUGAAACAAGGAUGUAUUGUCAGGAUUAAAAUGGAUUCAAAUUAUGAAAGUUUAUUCGACGCAUGUUGGAGAGGCGACCUGUACGAAGUCUUCCAAAACGGGGUUCAAUUUCUCGACGAGAGUGAGUUUCAAGGAUAUAAUAUUGCGCUUUGGAAUAGACUUGUUGUGCAAAGGGCUACGCAUGCCUUAUUUAUGGCAAGUCAUAGAGGGUAUUUAGGACUUGUUAUAGAAUUAUUAAAUCAAAGUGCGGCUGAUAUAAACGGGAAAACUCGUUUUGGAAGAACUUCUCUUCACGUAGCAGCAUACCAAGGGUUUGUUGGUUGUGUCUCGUUGUUGCUCUCAGAAGGUGCAUUGUGUAACCAGGUGGAUUUCAAUGGUAAAACGGCUCUGUCCCUAGCAAGCGAAAACGGGCACAUGUAUUGCGAGCGGCGUCUCUGGCUGUACCAACUGAGCUUGAAUGCGUUCAAUGAGAAAAGAGACAAUUUAGAGUCAAGGAAAAGUCAAGAAAGCAUUGAUAAUCUAAGGUUAUCUCCGAAAAAGUCAUUGGCAUUCAGGGCAAAGGAGAGGCUCGAUAGCAAGGAACUUCACUUCCAUCUCCCUCGGGUUCAGCUCUCCAGUGGCUCAACAACAUCAACACCUGUUCACCACAAACCAGCCCCUCGCUCACAGUUCCCGCUCAUGCAAAUCGCCGAAAAAUACAGAAAAGAGCUGCAAAUUAUCGAGAAUUCUAGUAUCCCGGAUGUUCAGGAAGGACCGAGACAGCCAAUAAGACCAAAAACGGCGCCAGGCCCCUCUCGGGUAAAACUCGCUGCGAAAAGAACUGGUGAACAAGACAUUGUUGACCAAGUACAGAGGGCAAAUGUUGCGAGCACCCCUAAAACUCAUGGCGACAGAGAACACAAUGAGGAAGUGACUUGUCAGUCACAUGAUGAACAGACAGACUCCGUGAAUGAUCAUUCUCCUACUGCGAAUAAAAAUAAUAAUGAUGACACUACGCCAAACACUGCUCUAAGCGACAAAUGCGAAAGAUCUUCAUCAGGAAACGUCAUUCGCAAACUUGAUGUUGUGAUUUCAACCUCAAAAGAAAAAUACAAACAAGAAAACCCAGCUUCGCAAAACGAAACCCCUGCCCAGUUACCAGCAGAAAGCCAAGAGUCUGCCAACUCCGAGAUUUUUAUUGAUGUAUCUGAGCAAGCAUACAGGCGGAAAAAAACGGCACAAACAUUUGAGCACUGGCUCGAAAUGAAGCGAAAUCAAAACAAGCUAAGGCCUAGCACUGCCACUAGUCCUCCAAGCAAAAGUAAGCUAGGGAAAAGCAUUGAUCCGGAAGCUUUCAGAGAAUGGUUAAGCAACAAAAAGCAAAGAGAUCAUAGCAGAAGUUUUUCCGAUUCAAGUUCGUCCCCAAGAAAGGGUUUUAUUAGUUCGGGUCUCACUUUUGAAGAGUGGCUUCGGAACAAAGCGAAAGCGGCAAAGGAGAAUCACGUGAACGAUACUGACGAAAAUGGCGGGAACACACAAAAACGCGCGCGUGUCGCAAACUUGGCGGGAAAAACUUACGAUGAAUGGCUAAACGAAAAAAUAAAACAAGCGCAGGCAACACGAGACGUUGGAAAUAAUCAAGGUGAGAAAAAUGUCUCUAAGAGCGGAAAGUCUUUUGAGGUCUGGCUAUUAGAGAAACGGAAUCAAAAACAAAUUGAGGCCAUUCAUAAAGCUACGACUGAAAAGCUCGAACAAAAAAGGCUAGAGUUUGAGCAGUAUCAGAAAUAUAUGAGCCCGCACUACAAGACCUUUGACGAAUGGUUGGCAAUCAAGAAACAGGAGAAUCUAAUAGAACGAUUUCGUGCCGAAAACCAGCCCAAAAAAUACGAAGAAAUUCCAAUAGAGGAGAGAGAAAAGGACUCUAGUUUGGUAUAUAGUAUAUGGUUGACUUCCAAGUAUGUUCAAGAAAUGCAGGAAGAGGAAAAGAAAUAUCAGGAAAUGGUGGAAAAGUGGAAAAGAAAGGAACAGCAGCGCGCUCAAAUGAAACGAAUUGUGCUGGCAAACAGGGCGAAGAAGACCUUCAUACGAAAUCACAUGCGAGCAAAGUCCGCUGAGCCAUGACUUGGGUGUCAAAAUUGUUUUCUUUUUGUUUAAUAUUCAAUACCCUAAUUUAGUUUGAAAAACAAAACCUGCCCUGUAUUAUUCUAUAUUUAAUAAAUAGAAUCAAGCUGUUUUAGCUGUUGGAUCGAUUGAAAUUAAGAGGAUUUUAUUGACGACUGAGAUGAACAUCUUAUUUGCAUAGGGUUUCAUAGCCUACAAAACCACGCGUCACGCCAGUCGGAUCGACGGGAUUUAAUUAGAAGAAUACACAAUUUUAAUUGAAUCAUAUGACACACAUAUGCCUUUGUGAAUUUUACAAAUUAUGCAUUCUCGGGCAGGGCUUCGAGGUCACAGGCGCGAAAACGAGGCAGAACAACGCCACCGCAUUGUUCUCGCGCCUAGCUAACGACGCCCUGGGUGCCCUAUGGUCUAUAUUCGGCAGCAGACGCCUAUUUCGUUUGUUUGCCAUUUAUUAUAGUAUAGUAUACCGUUAUAUAGAAAUAAGGGAUUAUGGCCAAUGUAGAGUAUAAUAAGAGUAUAAGUAAUAGAAUAAAACGGUUAACUUAAUGUAAAAAA
This is a messenger RNA of Nematostella vectensis (starlet sea anemone), 3263 nucleotides long. RefSeq names its product ankyrin repeat domain-containing protein 50. Bases 411 to 2708 code for a protein of 765 amino acids. Gene Ontology annotation, molecular function: protein binding. Lineage: Eukaryota; Metazoa; Cnidaria; Anthozoa; Actiniaria; Edwardsiidae. The record is from RefSeq and is a predicted model, not a curated record. The transcript has 6 exons.